UUGGCGCGCCUUCCGACCAAUAGUCGGUCUCCUGCCAGGCGAAAGCGACGCGACGUGUGACGUCACUGACGUGAAGCUAGCGCGAUUGAGUGGGAGGCUGAGACCGAGGCUCAGAGGCUCUCAGGCUGCAUCCUCGUCGACUUACCGCGAUGAAACCCCGGUCACCUUCGGAACAGCAUCACGGGAAAAGAGCCCGUGCGCCUCCCGCGGCGGCCUCCACGUCGCCCCAAGACGGAAUGGAGGAUACGGCCCCGCCGAAUUCUCGAGAGCUCACCCAAAACCCCCUGAAGAAGAUCUGGAUGCCGUGUAAAAAUGGCCUUCCCGAGAGGCACAUUUCUCAAAGGAAGGUAUGUAUGACCAACUGCCCUACCCUGAUAGUGACGGUGGGUCUUCCUGCCAGGGGGAAGACUUACAUCUCUAAGAAGCUGACCCGCUAUCUGAACUGGAUUGGGGUUCCCACCAGAGAGUUCAAUGUCGGACAAUACAGGAGAGAGUGUGUGAAGAUCUAUAAGUCCUUUGAGUUCUUCCGUCCAGACAAUGAGGAAGGGUUAAAGAUCCGAAGACAAUGCGCUUCGGCAGCUUUGAACGAUGUGCGACAGUACCUCACAGAAGAAGGAGGUCAAGUUGCGGUUUUUGAUGCUACAAACACCACCAGAGAGAGGAGAGAAACCAUCAUUGAGUUUGCAGAGCAAAAUGGCUUCAAGGUGUUUUUUGUUGAAUCUGUAUGUGAAGACCCAGAUGUCAUCCAGGAGAACAUUGUGCAAGUGAAGCUGGGUAGCCCAGACUACACAAACUGUAACACUGAAGAGGCAGUGGAAGAUUUUAUGAAGAGGAUUAAGUGUUAUGAAAACUCUUAUGAGACCCUGGAUGAGGUCUUGGACAGGGAUCUCUCUUAUAUCAAAAUCAUGGAUGUGGGUCAGCGGUUUCUGGUCAACCGGGUGUUGGACCACAUCCAGAGUCGCAUUGUCUACUAUCUCAUGAACAUCCACAUCACGCCUCGCUCCAUCUACCUGUGUCGUCACGGCGAGAGUGAGCUUAAUGUCAAGGGGUGCAUUGGAGGAGACUCCGGGCUCACAUUGAGAGGAAAAGAGUUUGCCAAAAAGCUGAGUCAGUUCAUCCAGGCUCAGGGCAUCAAUGACCUGAAGGUGUGGACCAGUCAAAUGAAAAGAACCAUCCAGACCGCAGAGGCUCUCGGCGUACCCUAUGAACAGUGGAAGGUCCUCAACGAGAUUGACGCUGGUGUGUGUGAGGAGAUGAUGUAUGAGGAGAUCCAAGAUAACUACCCUCUGGAGUUUGCACUGCGGGAUCAGGACAAGUACCGUUACCGCUACCCUAAAGGAGAGUCCUACGAGGACCUGGUGCAGCGCCUGGAGCCCGUCAUCAUGGAGCUGGAGAGGCAGGAGAAUGUGCUGGUCAUCUGCCACCAGGCCGUCAUGCGCUGCCUACUGGCCUACUUCCUGGACAAGACAGCAGAGGAGCUGCCCUACCUGAAGUGCCCGCUGCACACCGUGUUAAAGCUCACUCCUGUGGCAUAUGGCUGUAAAGUUGAGUCCAUUGGCCUCAACGUUGACGCCGUCAACACACACCGAGAGAAACCGGAGAACGUGAACGUCCAUCGGACAACAGAGGAUGCCCUGCGGACCGUCCCUGCUCACCUCUAACACUUUGCUCCGGCCCUCGUGAGCCUCGUGGUUGCCCUUUUGUUGCGUUUUUGUUUCCUUAUGGUGCACUUCCUGUCCAUGUCGGUGUCUGUCAGGGUGAAGUGCCUCCAAUUCACACACAUACACAUGUAGCGCUUGGGUACGAUUUGAAGGAGUUCAACAGAUUUGAAGUUUUGCACAUUGUGGUCACAUGACCUCCAAUAUAGUAUCUGUGUGUCUAAAUUGUACUUUAGUGCAACAUUUUUUUUAAAAGUACUGUAUCAUUUGAAUUAGCACAAUGGGUUCCAUCAGAUAAUCAUUUGCUUCAUAUUUUAAUUGAUUUAAUGUGCAAUUGUUGUUUUUGUGAAUGUGUCCUCAGUGUUUAAUGUGCAAUUUGAAGGGUCCUAUUCUACUGUACCUGGAAGACUACUAUGAAAACUUUCAUCUUUGUGAAGCACUCAUUUACUUCUGGAUGAAUGAAAUGACUGGAAUCUUAUGAUAAAUAACAGUCAUUCGGCUCGGUUGUUUCCACUAACUUGUCUUUUACGUCUCACCUAAAGCAGAAGUACUACCGUUAGAGUAUGAAUCUACUUCUCCAUCAUGAUAGAAACGUGUUUGUGUUGAACGUGUGUGUGGUCUCGUGGGUUAAGGGUCAAAGAAAAAAAAUGUUAAAAUUGUGACUGCACCUCUGUUGAAAUACAAUAAAGAUGUUAUUU
Molecule: messenger RNA, 2356 nt
Organism: Syngnathoides biaculeatus (alligator pipefish)
Lineage: Eukaryota; Metazoa; Chordata; Actinopteri; Syngnathiformes; Syngnathidae
Product: 6-phosphofructo-2-kinase/fructose-2,6-bisphosphatase 4-like
Exons: 14
Coding region: 150-1661 (503 amino acids)
Biological process (GO): fructose metabolic process; fructose 2,6-bisphosphate metabolic process
Cellular component (GO): cytosol
Molecular function (GO): 6-phosphofructo-2-kinase activity; ATP binding; fructose-2,6-bisphosphate 2-phosphatase activity
Source: RefSeq, a predicted model, not a curated record